This is a messenger RNA of Drosophila subobscura, 3228 nucleotides long. RefSeq names its product AF4/FMR2 family member lilli (gene Alms1a). The transcript is spliced from 5 exons. NCBI's taxonomy places the organism in Eukaryota, Metazoa, Arthropoda, Insecta, Diptera, Drosophilidae. The coding region runs from base 149 to 3115 and encodes 988 amino acids. The record is from RefSeq and is a predicted model, not a curated record.
AUUUCUGAGCAGCACUGCCUAACAAUGCACGAAAAUUCCGUCGCAUUUCAAAAAAUGCAAUUUACAUUUUGAGCCGAAACCCAAAACCCAAAACCCGACUGCAAUUGUGUCACAUAAAGGGAAGUGGAUACACGUGAGGUGGUGCAAAAUGCCUGGACAUCAGUGUGCCAGCGCACACCAACGCAAACACACGGACGAGAAGCGUCUGCUGGCGUCGCGCGUCCCACCAAAAGCCAGGGAAUACUUAUCCGAGCUGGCUGUGGAUCGGGAACUGGAGCGCUUCAUGGCGUUGUCCUCGACCAACAGCAGCGGCACCAGUCGCAGCAACACGAGCAUGUACACGGCGCCCCUACACUGCACGCCACGAUCUGUGGCAGCGCCCUCAAAGCCCGCCCGUUGCAGGACUGGCCAGCAGCAGGAAGCAGCUGCCGUUGCCUCUGUGCCAAAGGGCACACAAAGCGAGCAGGAGAUCAUCAAAGGGAUUGAUGUAGCCAUUGUAGCCACCGAAUGCGUUGUGUCCGCGUCCGUGGAGGAUCUGCGCACACCCCCGAAGCCGAAGCCGAACCCGAAGCCAGCGGGCAGCCAGGCGCCGGACAGGACGCCCGAGAAGAAGACAAAAAAUACGCAAACGCCCGAGUCGUCGGCGAUGAAGUCUCACAAGCGCCUCGAAUGGGAUCCAGCCGCCGAUGUGGGCUACUACAAGCGAGCGGUGUCCACCAGCAACCUGAGCACCUUGGAGCGCUCCGUCUUGGAGGAGUGCUGGCGCCAGCCGCAGCAGCGUUCGGAAACCGAUUUGGAUCGGCUGCAGCUGGAGCCACUGCCGCUGGCGCAGCCGCCGCCUCUGGCCUCCAGCACGUUCGUCCACCGCAGCGAACGGAGGAACACGCACAGUCGGGGCAGCAGCAGCAAUCAAAGCAAUCGGAGCAGCUCCAGGCGCGAGCUAACAUCCCCAACUGGUGGCAGCUCGGUGGCCAGCAGCUUCGAUUAUCAUCACUCAUCGUUGCCGCAGCAGCAGCAGCAGCAGCAGCAGCAGCCGCAGCAGCUGGCAAAGGAGAAGGAGAAGGAGCGUCAGUAUACGGCCGCGCAGCUGGAGAAGGUGCUGGCCAGUCGAAGGCAGGCAAGGGCAAAGGAGAACAAAGAAAACUGCCAACCAGCGCCAGACAGAGGCAGCUCCACUGCCUCAUCCCCAACUGCGGCAGGAGCUGAAGCGGAAGCAGCAGCAGCAGCCGCCAAGGGAGAUCUAGACUUGGGCGUGGAUCUGCUCUGUUCGCUGGUGCAGUCCCACAGCCUCAGCCACAGCCAGAAGAAGGUUCUGAUACGGAACAUAGCGAAGCGCAUCUCCUGCAUCGAAUUUGGGGACACGCUGCGCUCCCGCCAGAGCCCAUCGAAGGGCAAAGCUGCUGCACAGCUGCAGGACAUGGCCACCAAUACGACAGCGAGUGUGGCUCUGGCUCGGCCCGUGCCAGCGCCAAGGACACGCAUUUUGAUGGCCAACCACUCGGGCUCCUCCACAGCGAGCAGCUCCAAGGAGAUGGUCACCGCACGCAGCAAUCCACGCGCCAGCAAAGCAGCCAGUGAAGCCACCGAAACGGAGCAGCGUCCUGCCUCUGCGGAGGCUGUCAUCGCCCCUGCUGCAGCCGCUGCAGCUCCCCCACCCACCACCGCUCGGGCGGAGCUGGAACUCGUGAGCCAGGAGUGGCUCAAUCCGAUGACCCAAAGCGAGAUCGAGUACGAGGAGCGUUCGCGCUCGCGGUCGUGCUCGUCGAGCAACGACUCGGAGCGUCGCCUGGCACUCCGUUCGAUUGAGUUGGAGAUUGAGCGGCUGCAGCUGAUGUACAAGAUUGUGCACAGGAAGUCCUAUGGCCAGGCAGUGGCAGUGGUUCACGGGAGUCCCCCAAAUGCCAUCGAGUACAAUCCGCUGAUCAGUGUGGAUGCGCCUCAGCAGGAAGUACGUCCGCCAGUGGGUGCACCAGAGGCGCCUCUCCACACACAGGAAGGACUAGCACCCGUAGAGCGGGCCUCAGAUGAGCUGCCAGCCGCAGCGGAUGUACAGGCGAUACCAACACCACCCCCGGCACCCCCACCACCACCACCACCAGCGAGCGGCAGGCCACAGCGUGAAAAGAUGGCAACACCCAACAGCUCCAACAGCGAUGGCGGGCGCAGCGAAAGUGUUUGCUCAUUUGUGCAGCAGCGGCAGCGACAGUUUAUGGAGCACUAUCAGAACCAACAGCAGCAGCAGCUGCAACAAUUGCAACAGCACCAGCAGCAGCAGAAAUUGCAGCGUGUAAUGCCACGAAUGCAGUUGCAACAGGAGCGACAACAAGAGCCACAAUCUAUGGCAUCACAGCACUACAUUCAAAUGGCACCUGGAGAUGGUGUUUACUACACUGCAGUGCCAGAUGGCGCCACCACCACCACAACGACCACCACCGCCAGCAGCAGUUCAAUCUCCUCGAUGUUGUGCCUCAGCUCGGAGAUGUCCAUACCGAUGGCGGGGGGUGGAGUGGUAAGCAGCUCCAAGACGACCACAACCACCACCACCAGCACCACGCAUCAGUAUGAUGAGGCAACAACGGGUAGCAGAGGCCAAAGGCAACGCAGAGACCGCAACGAGAGUCAGCAGCCAACGCAGACACAGACACAGCGCAGGGGCAGGCAUGGCAUUGCGUACAUGAUUCAGUUUGUGGAGAGCGAAACGCAGCAGACAAUGUCGCUGCAGGAUCACCUGCAGCUCGCUCGCCCCAAGUUCUGUGCCAAGUCCAAGCAGCGCAAGGCCAUACUCAAUCAAAUGCAGAUGCUGCGCAGCGAGCGACGGCGCGAAUUGGAGCAGCUGCUCGGGGAGGAUGUCACACUGGAGACACUGGACAGGCGACUGCAACAGUUGCCACCGCCGGUCACAUCUUGCGUUCGAGUUUUCUCCACCAAAGAGAUGAAGGCACUGACCAGCAAACGUUGCCAGCGACUGCCCGAGGUUGUGGCCGCUCAGAAUCGUGUGCGCGAGGAGCAACGGCGUCGCAGCAAUCGCCUCAUGCGUGAUGUCUUCAAUCGGCGCAUGCAAAGUCGCGUGUCCAAGGGCAAGAUAUCCCUGAACCACAGCCUGACAAUCAUUUAGGAAAUGCAUCCCCUUCCCCCCUUACAAAACACACUGCCAGUUGAAGGCUUGAUUUAAGUUUUAUAAUGCUAAUUUUUAAUUAUUUUUUUUCAAAUAAAAACUUCCUAAAAUUA